AUGACGUCGUCAACAUCAUCAUUCCAACCUUCCAAAGACGACACCGCAGCUGCACCCACGUCCGCUCCUGAUGAAAGUAACACACCAAUUGAGGAUAAAGAAAUCGAGGCGUCAUUCGUGACUUCACAGACUAAGAUCCCCAUUGACACCAAUAAUCCCGCAGCCACUCAAUUGCAAACACCCUCGCAACGAGUGAAGUUUAGCGAACCACAAAUUCCAUAUAGACCCAAGACACCAAGACGAAGGAGAACUCCAUAUGCCUGGGAUGAUCAAUUAAGGCCUGUUUACGAUGAUGACCACUCGAGAAAUAACAAGAAAGGCGUCAAUUAUGGGACAAAGAGAAAAGUUGCUGACUCGAAAAGAAUAGAAGUUGGCGGUGAAUUCAGAGGCGACGAUAAGUUGAGAGGUGCACAAGAAGAGGGCGAUGACAACGCGUGA
Molecule: messenger RNA, 438 nt
Organism: Acaulospora colombiana
Lineage: Eukaryota; Fungi; Glomeromycota; Glomeromycetes; Diversisporales; Acaulosporaceae
Source: the annotation of a GenBank genome assembly